Messenger RNA from Diaporthe citri, 5310 nucleotides. RefSeq lists its product as uncharacterized. NCBI's taxonomy places the organism in Eukaryota, Fungi, Ascomycota, Sordariomycetes, Diaporthales, Diaporthaceae. The record is from RefSeq and is a predicted model, not a curated record. The coding region runs from base 1 to 5310 and encodes 1769 amino acids. The transcript is spliced from 5 exons. Gene Ontology annotation, biological process: DNA repair. Gene Ontology annotation, cellular component: Ino80 complex. Gene Ontology annotation, molecular function: ATP hydrolysis activity; ATP binding; DNA binding.
AUGGAGUCAAAUUUCCACUCGACGGUGCUGCAGAGACCGCCCAGCCUGCACGACUACGAAGACCAGCAACGCGACCGUGACCGUGAGCGGGAACGAGAGCGGGAACGCGGCAGCGAGAGGCGACACCGCGACAUUCUGAAUCCGGUCCAGCAGGGCGACAACAACACCAACCCGCCACCUGGACCAGGCUCGCAUGCACCCGGACAGCAGCAGCAACAUCCACACCAACCGCCGCCACGGCACUCGUUUAGUCUGCGAUCACCAACCCAGCCCGACUUCCACCACGCGGCGCCGCCUCACUUCCCGGGCUCCAGCUCUGCCUCUCCCUCGUCAGCGCCCUCCGCCAGCGCCGCCGCAAACACCAACGCCAGCACCAGCACCAGCACAAAUGGCACCGGCUCGGGCACCCGCUCGCUUCUGCACAACCCGUUCCUGACGUCCUCGGCUGCGCCGCCAUCCCUCCCCCCACCAGUCCACCCAUCAAGCAUCGCACCUCCUCGGUCGCCCCUGCACGCGCCGCCCGUCUUUUAUCCCCACGACAUGCGCGACCAUCGCGACUCUCCGCGCGAGAAGACGGCCGGGAGCUUCUACGACCCUACUACCGACACCACUACCUCCACCAGCGACCGGAGGGUGAGCGACUCCGGCUCAGCCUGGCAUAACGCGACCCAGGCUUCAUCGGCAUCGUCAGCAUCAAAGCCUCGCGAUCCACUGAACAGGGACUACGACUAUCCCCCACAGCCAUCCGUCGAUCGUUCUCCUUAUUACAAGGGCAGCUACACUUCUCCUGUCGCUGCAACCUUCCCGCCGCGGAGCCCGGUUUCUCAUUCCCAUCCAGCUGCAGGAUCCAUCAGCCCGCCCGCUGGAGCGCGCGCGAUGGCAUCGCCCAAUGUGUUACAGUCUGCGCUGUCAGCCGGCACCACUUCAAAUGGCAACCCGGUGCAACACUCGCCACCUGCUCCUUCUGUGCUCCAAGCACCCGCUCCCCCCACAAGUACUCCCAGCCGGAACGUCAUGUCCUUCGACAACAUCCUCUCCAGUGCAGAAACCGAUCUGAGGCCACGGGAUCCAUCACCCCCGGCCAGCAUUUCGGAGCCUGCUGUUAAGGAGGAGAAGUCAGAAGAGCCAGAGAAGAUUGAGCGGAAGAAGCCCGCCAGGAAGCCCAGGCAGCCCCGCGUGUCGGACAUUAAGAACUCCGAGCCCUCGUCCAAGGGGAGCUCCAGGCGAUCGUCUUCCCACAAGGAGAAGGAGUCGCCCGUCGCGGCCCGCGUCCCUGCAAAGCGUACGGCAAACGGCCAGCCUAAGGUAGGCGGCUUUUCCGCGAGCAAGGAGAAGAAGAUCAAGGACCAGAUGGACCAGAUGGAUGUCGACCCCAUCGAGGCCGAAGGGUUUGAUGCGGACGAGGAGCGGUUUGUCUGGCGCCAGCGGGCACAGAGACGGCGGCGUGCCAUGGAGGGUCGGGAGGAUAGGCUUCACUCCUCACGCAGGUCCAACCUGGCCAGGGACAGCAUCCUGCACCUGAGCCUGCACACAGACCUGGGCAAGCGCAGGUACGACGACAUGUACUACGAUGACGCGCUGCAGAAGGUGCGCGACCAAGAGGUCAUCGCCGAGAAGGAGCGAAAGAAGGACAUGCAACGCAAGCGCCGACGCGAGAAGUCUAUGGCGGUCACCAUCGAGCAGAAGGAAACGGCCCUCGCCAAGGCCCAGGCUGCUGAGCUGGCCGGCGACGAAGCGGAGCGCAUCAAGCACCUCCGUGAGGCCGAGCGCGCCAACAAAAAGGCACAGCAGACGAAGCUCAUCCUGCAAAAGGGCAUCAAGGGACCAGCGCGGAACCUUCCUCCGAUUGAGGUCAACCUUGAGGGCGGCAUCAUGUCGACAUUCCAGGCGAGCGACAUGGAGCCCGGCAAGGGCAAGGGCAAAGCUCGAGGCGGUCCGCGACCGAAGAAGUCAAAGGAGCAGAAACAGGCCGAGAAGGAUAGUGCGCUGGCUGCCCAGGCUGCCUUGGACGCCGGUGAGGCGCUGCCGACCAAGGAGGAGACAAAACAGAUCCGCAUCAGGCUCAAGAAGGACAAGGCCCCGAAGGAAGACGCCGUUCAGGACCCAGAGGUCGUCGAGCCAAAGGAGCCCAAGGAGAAGGAGAAGGUUGUCGAGGAGCCCAAGGACCCCCUCGAGACCAAGUUCCAGACCAAGGGCUUCAACCAGAUCUACGACCAGAUCUGGCGAGAUCUUGCCCGCAAGGACGUCAACAAGGUCUACAGGCUCGCAACUGAGUCGUAUGGCACCAAGGCCUCCAACCUCAAGAAAACGGCUAUUCUCGCGUCCAAGGAGGCCAAGAGGUGGCAGAUGCGGACCAACAAGGGGACCAAGGACCUGCAGGCUCGCGCCAAGCGCGUCAUGCGUGACAUGAUGACCUUCUGGAAGCGCAACGAGCGCGAGGAGCGAGACCUGCGCAAGGCUGCCGAGAGGCAGGAGCUCGAGAACGCCCGCAAGCAGGAAGCAGACCGAGAGGCCGCCCGGCAGAAGCGGAAGCUCAACUUCCUCAUUUCCCAGACGGAGCUGUACUCGCACUUUAUCGGGAAGAAGAUCAAGACACACGAGGUCGAGCGCAGCACAGACAAUCCCGACAUCGCCACCGAGGACGCCGCUCCAGAUCCCAAUGCGGUCGACGUUGACGAUGACGGCACUGCCACGUCGGGGGUGAAGGUCACUAGGUUCGAGAACCUCACCUUCGAGGAGGAGGACGAAGAAAAGCUCAAGGAGAUCGCGAAGGCCAAUGCUGCGCACGCUCUCGCAGAAGCUCAGCAGAAAGCCAGGGAUUUCAACAAGGACGACGAGCCUGACGAGGACGGGGAGAUGAACUUCCAGAACCCAACGGGAAUGGGCGAGGUCGAGAUUGAGCAGCCCAAGCUACUCAAUGCUCAGCUCAAGGAGUACCAGCUGAAAGGCCUCAACUGGCUGGCCAACCUGUACGAGCAAGGCAUCAACGGCAUCCUGGCCGACGAAAUGGGCCUCGGCAAGACAGUGCAGUCAAUCUCGGUCAUGGCUUAUCUGGCGGAGAAGCACAACACGUACAAGAAGGAUGCCAGCUUCCAUGUCAUGGUCACGUCCUACCAGCUAGUCGUGUCUGACGUUGCUUACUUCCAGAAGAUGAAGUGGCAGUACAUGAUCCUCGACGAGGCCCAGGCCAUCAAGAGCUCCCAGAGCUCCCGGUGGAAGUGCCUGCUGGGUUUCCACUGCCGGAACCGUCUGCUGCUGACUGGCACCCCCAUUCAGAACAAUAUGCAGGAGCUCUGGGCCCUGCUGCACUUCAUCAUGCCGUCGCUGUUCGACUCACAUGACGAGUUCAGCGAAUGGUUCUCCAAGGACAUCGAGUCUCACGCGCAGAGCAACACGAAGCUCAACGAAGACCAGCUCAAACGUCUGCACAUGAUCCUGAAGCCUUUCAUGCUUCGUCGCGUGAAGAAGCAUGUCCAGAAGGAACUUGGUGACAAGAUUGAGACGGAUGUCUUCUGCGACCUCACAUAUCGUCAGCGCGCUUACUACAGUAACCUGCGCAACCAGAUCAGCAUCAUGGACCUCAUUGAAAAGGCAACCACUGGCGAUGACACAGACUCUGGCACGCUGAUGAACCUCGUCAUGCAGUUCCGCAAGGUCUGCAACCACCCCGACCUCUUCGAACGUGCCGAAACAACAUCACCGUUCUUCACCGGCUAUUUUGCCGAGACCGCCUCGUUCAUCCGCGAGGGAAACAAUGUGCCGGUGGCGUACUCGACGCGAAGCUUGAUCGACUAUGAGCUGCCCAAGCUUGUCUGGCGAGACGGUGGCAGGCUGUACAAGGCCGGCGGCGAUAACCAGAAGGCUGGGUUCCGCAACAAGUACCUGCAACACAUGAUGAACAUAUGGACACCCGACAAUGUUCGCGAGAGCCUCGGCGGCAGUGACUCGUUCUCGUGGCUGCGCUUUGCCGACACAAGCCCUCAAGAGGUGUACAACGCAAGCCAUCAGGAUGUGUUCGCCCGUGCUGUCGAGCUGUCGAGGCGGAAGAACCGGUUGUCGUACAUGGAUGUCGCCUACGACGAGCAAGAGGACCGAGGCUAUACCCCUGCCCACGCACUGUUUCAGGUCAAGCAGCGAAACGACCGCAAAGCGCUGGCCGACAUCACGGACAAGGGCGUCAUGAGCAGCCUCGUGAACGUGGCUCGAGAGACAUACCAUGACGCCGGGUUUGGCCACCUCGAGCCAGCUGGUCGGCCUGGGGCAGCCGCGCCACCGAUCGAGGUGGUCUGCAACAGCCGCGGGGCCAACAUCGAACGGGAAGACACCCUGUUCAAUAUCCCGAUGCGCAGGGCACUGUACGAGCCCAACUUCGAGGAGCAGAAGGCCUUCAUCACGCAGAAGAUCCCCAGCGAGAGCAUGCCCGUGUACGGGCUGUUGCCGUCCCCAGACAACGAGAAGAAGCGCUUCACAAAUGUUGCCGUGCCGUCAAUGCGGCGCUUCGUCACGGAUUCCGGCAAGCUUGCCAAGCUGGAUGAGCUGCUCUUCAAGCUCAAGGAGCAAGGCCACCGCGUGCUCCUGUACUUCCAGAUGACGCGCAUGAUCGAUUUGAUCGAGGAGUAUCUGAUGUACCGCAACUACAAGUUCUGCCGUCUCGACGGCUCGACCAAGCUCGAGGACAGGCGUGACACGGUGCAUGACUUCCAGACCCGGCCCGAGAUCUUCAUCUUCCUGCUGUCCACCCGCGCCGGUGGUCUCGGCAUCAACCUGACGUCUGCGGACACGGUCAUCUUCUACGACUCGGAUUGGAACCCGACCAUCGACUCGCAGGCCAUGGAUCGCGCCCACCGUCUCGGUCAGACCAGGCAGGUCACGGUGUACCGCCUCAUCACCCGUGGCACGAUUGAGGAGCGAAUCCGCAAGCGGGCUCUGCAGAAGGAAGAAGUGCAGCGCGUUGUCAUAUCAGGAGGUGGCACUGGUGCUGGUGUCGACUUCUCGGGUCGUAGGACGACGGAGAACCGCAACAAGGACAUUGCCAUGUGGCUCGCUGAUGACGAUGACGCGGUGGAGAAGAUGAUCGAGCGUCGCGAGCAGGAGCUCAUGGCCAGCGGCGAGUACGAGAAGAAGAGGGAAGGGCGGCAGGAAGAAGAAGGAUGCCGCGAGGGGCACUUUGACGACAACAACAAGGCGUCGGGGACAGCAACCCCGACCGAGGCGCCCGCAGCUAGCGGCAAGAAGAAGGGCAAGGGCUCAAAGAAGGCCAAAACGGCCAAACAGCGUCUUGCUAUUGCUGACGGCGAGGUUGACGCCUAG